CCAGGAUGGAGGUGAAAACGAUUAUGUUACUUUUUCAAAUCUUGGCCAUUUCAACCCUCAAGCAAGGUUCAGCUGACGUUCCUGACGAAAAUGUAGAAGAGAAUGUGGCUUUAAGUGGGAGGGCCACUCAGUCGGAUCUUCUGAAGGGGGAAUGGGCAGCUUUCAGCCAUGCAAGCAAUGCCAUUGAUGGAAACCGAGAUUCUGACUUCUUCCAUGGAUCCUGCACCCACACCUCGGGAGGGGACAACCCCUGGUGGAGGGUGGACCUGCUGCAGGUGUACACAAUCACCUCCGUCACCAUCACCAACAGAGGAGACUGCUGUGGAGAAAGGAUCAGUGGAGCUCAGAUCCUCAUCGGCAAACACCUGAAGAACAACGGAAUCAAUAAUCCACAGUGCAGUGUGAUUGGCUCUAUGGCAGGAGGAGAGACUAGAACCUUCCACUGUCCGCAGCCAAUGAUUGGACGCUACGUCACAGUGUACCUCCCAAAAACAGGAUCCCUUCACUUCUGUGAAGUGGAAGUGAAUGUUUUAUUUCCUGCCCCUUGUUAUUUUUACAGAGUGGAUUCCUCUCUCUACUGGCACACUUUGAUUGACUGCAUAUUGGGUCCAGGGAUGAUACAGCUGUACCGUACCUUCGUGUCCCGGGAACGCCACCAUCGGCAGUUGGAGUUGCUCGCUGGCCAGCGGGUCUCCUUGCUGUCGGCCUCCCUGUGGAGGGGCAGGCUGUGGGGAUCCUGGAUAAGACACUGGAUGAAGGUCAAAACGAUUAUGCUACUUUUUCAAAUCUUGGCCAUUUCAACCAUCAAGUCAGCUAACGUUCAUAACAGAUACAUACAAGAGAAUGUAGCGGUACGUGGGAAGGCCACACAGUCGGAUCUUCUGACUGGGGAAUCGGCAGCUUUCAGCCUGCCUGGCAAUGCUAUUGAUGGAAACCGAGAUUCUUACUUCUUCCAUGGAACCUGCACCCACACCUCGGGAGGGGCCAACCCCUGGUGGAGGGUGGACCUGCUGCAGGUGUACACAAUCACCUCCGUCACCAUCAUCAACAGAGGAGACUGCUGUGGAGAAAGGAUCAAUGGAGCUCGCAUCCUCAUCGGCAACUCCCUGGAGAACAACGGCAUCAAUAAUCCAGAGUGCAGCGUGAUUGGCUCUAUGGAAACAGGAGAGACUAGAACCUUUUACUGUCCAUAUACAAUGAUUGGACGCUACGUCACAGUGUACCUCCCAAAAAGAGAAUACCUUCAACUCUGUGAAGUGGAAGUGAAUGCUCUGCUUCCUGCCAAAUGAAAAUUUUUCUAAGCAGUGCUUUGAAAAUUUGUUUGCAUCUACAACUACUCAUUGCUUUAUAGCCAGAUGCAGUCUGUUUAGAAACGCGGGUAAAGAAAUCAAUUUAACUAUUUUGGGAUUUGAGAAUCAUGCUGCCAUUUUAAUAUAUUUCCAGGUUUUCGUGUACAGAAAACUUGCUGAAGUUCUACUUGUCUGCUUUCUGCAAGUUCAUUUAUUGACUGAUUUUCUUUGUAGUGCAUCAAAUAAACAUCUCAUUUAAAGCAUUGA
Molecule: messenger RNA, 1556 nt
Organism: Anguilla rostrata (American eel)
Lineage: Eukaryota; Metazoa; Chordata; Actinopteri; Anguilliformes; Anguillidae
Exons: 8
Coding region: 6-1289 (427 amino acids)
Source: RefSeq, a predicted model, not a curated record